AUGGACAAGCACCGCCGCGAUGACUCUCCCUCCGGCCUAUCAGACAUUGUCGAGCGUGACGGGCUCCUGGGAACCGGCAUUACCUCUCGGCAUAUCGAGGCCUUCGGGAGAAAGGUCACAUCAACUGCUGGGCACUUGAUGGGCCCCUCCGGCGAUCCCACCACCAACCCCCAUCUUCAAAACGCCAUGGUAGAUAUCCAGCGCGAGCUGCGACGCCCCGGUACGCAGCGCAAAGUAUUCGCCCUCACACAAACGACCCCGACCGACCUCGUUCGCUCCAAGUUGUCGACCACCGAAAUCCAAUCUCGCGCACUCUCCUCUCUGCCCGACGAUCUCCUUGAGAACAUCCCUGACGACUCUAGCAACUACUCGCUUUUCCAAGGCUUUCAGGUCACGCAGGAUGACCAGGAAUAUAGGAAGACACAUCGCAGGGGGCGAUCGAAGUCGAAGAAGUUGUUGAAAGAUAAAGAGGGCGACACGCAGGCCCUUCCGUCCACUUCGAGUGACUUGAGGAAGGAGCGGGACCUGCUGAAUCGACGGAUGGAUCUAAUGGGCGUUCGGAAGAACAUGUGCAGCUCCGAGAUUUUUGACAUUGACAAUAAGAUUGCGAACUUUCAUCGAAUGCGUCAGAUCGUCUUGGACCGCUUGGCUGGGCUAGAGAUGGAGGAGGCGGAGCUCGAGCACGAAGUUAAUGAGCUUGACAAUAAAUUGGAGGAUAUGGAAGAGGAAUCUGUGCAGGCUGCACAAAACGAGGCUCCCACACCGGCGCCUGAGGGCAAUGAAGAACCCGGUUCCUCGGAGGAUCAGGCCAUGGAUGCGUCGUUCAUGUCGGAAUCAAUAUACCAGAAAAUACCUUCACCACGGAGUCUAAAACACCGAUCAAUACGGAAACGAUCUAUGCCGGUUCUGCACGAGCAUUUCGCGCCGGGCUCUGAGAUAAAGGAAAUGCAAGCGCAUAACGAUGUCGUCACGGCUAUUGAUUUUGAUUAUCCGUUUGGCACCAUGAUCACAGCCGCAUUGGACGACACUGUCCGGGUUUGGGAUCUCAAUGUCGGCCGCUGUACAGGAUUCUUAGAAGGACACAACGCCUCUGUCCGGUGCCUUCAGAUUGAGGAAAAUGUUGUUGCGACCGGUUCCAUGGAUGCUUCUGUGAAGCUCUGGGACUUGAGCCGUGCCCGGACUGCUCAUACAAAUAACCGCGUCAACGGUAACGGCGAAGGAGACGAUGCCGACGAUGCCACGGUCGUUUCCCAAUCGACUACUUUGGAGGAUUGUCAUGCCUACUCCUUGGAUGCACAUGUGGGUGAAGUGACGGCACUGCACUUCAAGGGAAAUACGUUAGUAUCCGGAUCUGCCGACAAGACACUGCGGCAAUGGGAUCUGGUGAAGGGCCGCUGCGUGCAGACACUGGAUGUUCUUUGGGCCGCUGCCCAGGCAGAUUCAAUUGGAGGCGACUCGCAGUGGCGCCCGUCUGGACGUUUACCGGACGCUUCUGCAGAUUUUGUGGGAGCCGUGCAAUGCUUCGAUGCGGCUCUAGCUUGUGGUACUGCUGAUGGCAUGGUCCGCCUGUGGGAUUUGCGCAGCGGGCAAGUGCACCGAAGCCUCGUAGGACACACUGGCCCAGUGACGUGCCUGCAGUUUGACGAUGUACACUUGGUGACAGGAAGCAUGGACCGCAGUAUCAGAAUAUGGGAUCUUCGUAUGGGAUCGAUUUACGAUGCCUAUGGUUACGAUAAGCCGAUCACCAGCAUGAUGUUUGACACAAAGCGGAUCGCCGCCGCGGCUGGGGAGAAUGUCGCCAAGGUCUACGACAAGGCCGAUGGCCACCACUGGGAUUGCGGUGCUGGAGUUGGUACGGAUGGAUCAGUACCAGGUCCUGCAACUGUCGAGCGUGUCCGACUCAAGGAUGGGUUCCUUAUCGAAGGCCGCAAGGAUGGAAUCGUUGCGGCCUGGACUUGUUAG
Molecule: messenger RNA, 1962 nt
Organism: Aspergillus puulaauensis
Lineage: Eukaryota; Fungi; Ascomycota; Eurotiomycetes; Eurotiales; Aspergillaceae
Gene: mdv1
Product: WD repeat-containing protein
Exons: 5
Coding region: 1-1962 (653 amino acids)
Biological process (GO): negative regulation of transcription by RNA polymerase II
Cellular component (GO): transcription repressor complex; nucleus
Molecular function (GO): protein binding
Source: RefSeq, a predicted model, not a curated record